Carlito syrichta (Philippine tarsier) is the source of this 829-nucleotide messenger RNA. It is a transcript of the gene DCDC1, whose product is annotated as doublecortin domain containing 1. Gene Ontology annotation, molecular function: microtubule binding. Gene Ontology annotation, biological process: regulation of mitotic cytokinesis; intracellular signal transduction. The record is from RefSeq and is a predicted model, not a curated record. NCBI's taxonomy places the organism in Eukaryota, Metazoa, Chordata, Mammalia, Primates, Tarsiidae.
AAUGGCACAAGCAGAAGCAGAAGACCACAGAGAAGCACUGUCCCAGUUUUCCUUACCCCCCUUGACUAAAGCAAUGAUGGCGUCACAGUACAGCAGCCCUGAUGGUGCCUUGGAUGGGAAUACUGUAGAUGCAACUUACAAAUAUAUUUUGAACGAAGUACCAAGGGAGUUCAUGUCAUCCCAGGCAAAAGCAGUUAUUCAAACUACUGACGAUUAUUUGCAGCCUCAGAUUGGCCCCAGCAAACUUUUGCAUUCAGCAGCGGUAUCGGAAGGGUCAGGACUUCAAGAUUGCUCCACACAUCAAACAGCAACAGAUCACAGCCACGAUGAAAUAUCAGACCUAGAUGACUACAAAUCAAACAGCAAAAACAAUUCUUGGUUUAUAUCAGCAUCCAAGAGAAACAGACCUGUCAGUGCUCUGGUGGGUCAACUGAGGGUUGUAGAGUUCUCUUCUUUAAAAUUUCAGUUGGUCCAGAACUGGCAUAGAUUGUAUCAAAGACACAAACUUCAAGCAAGAGUGAUUAAAGUAAUAGCUUAUAAAAAUGGAUCCAGAAAAGUCUUUGCUAAAGUUAUUGCACCAACCAUCACACUGCUGCUGGAGCAGUGCAUAGAAAAGCUUCUGAACGUGGCCACAAGACGCGUGUUCUUGGCAGACGGCAAGGAAGUCCUCGAACCUGAAGAUCUACCCCAUAAAUCUGACGUUUAUGUUUCAACGGGAGAACCCUUUUUAGAUCCAUUCACAAAACGAAAGGUAAAAAAGAAAAAAAAAUACCCUUACCCCCACACAUAGUAAAUUGCUUAAGGGGUGUAAUUAAAAAAUGAUUUUCAU